CCACCUUACUCUCUACUCUCCCCGUAGUUCAAAAGCUUUUACAUCUGGCUCUCUUUCUCUCUCUUUCUAUCUCUUACCCUCCUUUCUUGCUCUUAUUUUUCCCUCCUUUAUACUCUUAAUCUCUUCUCCUUCUUUAACCAUCUACCUCUCGCCUCUUUCUUCUCUUUUCAUUUCCUCUUAGCAUCUCUACAUCUUUCUCUUUCCUUCGUAUUAUUUUUAUAUUCCCUCUCUCUGUCUGUCUCUCUCCCUCUCUCGCUUCUUACGUCUGUCAUCCUCUCCUUCUUUCUCCCCUCUCAUUUAGCCUUCUUUCCCUUUCUUUCCUCCCCUUCAUUCUCUGUUACGUAAACACUAUCCAUUUCUCAUCUCCCUUCUGUUUUCUUACAUCCCUACCUUUCAUUUCUCCCUCUGUUUCCUUUCCUUUCUUUCUCCCAUCUUACCCUUCCCCUCAUCCUCUUCCCCUCUCAGAUACAAUGCUAUGAUUCCCAAGUCCCUCUCACCUCAUCUCAUCUUACCUUUUUACUUUCAUGCUUCUCAUCCCACCUCCUCCUUUAUUACCCUCACUCAACAACAUGCAGCAGCAGUAUUCAUUGUACCAAGGGAAGCUAACGGUGUAAAGUGAAUCCAUGUAACCUAAGUGUACUUGGUACGUCUUCAUAGCAACGGCUGAGACGGAGCUGUUGUAACAUUCUACCUUUCUUAACACAGUAUCGCAUCAGAAUAUUUAUUAUACCAUUUCAAAGUAGAAAACACACACACACACUCACACAGCCAAAAUCUCUAAUCAGUUUUUUAAUAUUUUCUCUUUCAUUCAUCUGCAGUUUUUAAAAUAAGUAGUGAUAUACUAAAAUCGUUCUAAAAUCUAUGGUCUUGUUUCUCUGCUAGAAAUCAUUAUGAUUAUUAACAAGCAAAUGGAUUGACAGAAAAUCUAAAGUAACGAACGAAAAAAAAGAUGCUUGUCUGUAUUUAAAUACGUUCCCAGUUGAAAUUCCAUCAGGGUCGACUUCACCUUUCAUCUUUCACUUUGGGGCAGUCGGUAAAAUGACGUUGUGAGUCGAUCUAAUCUUCUACAGCACACCUUUCCCAAAGUGCGUGGCUUUUUGUACCCUUAUGUAAGAAAUUGGUAAGUGAAGCCUGGUUUUCGAUGCUUAAAUCACACAGUCUUACGUUUGUGUUGUUUCUCUGUGAAAAGAAAGCUGGGGACGUCGCACCUUGUCGACCAUGCUUGGCCAUUCUCCAAUAACAAAAGAUGUUAGCAAGUAGAGAGGAAGGAGGAUGAGAAGACGCAGCAGCAACGAAAGACUAAUCACGUUAAAGAAAUAACGGAUUGUAUAUUUAUUUCUCUUAUUUCUCUGCUCUCUGAUUUUGCUAUUUGGUUCUCGUUUUGUGAUGCAUGUAAUUUAUGAAGAUUGGCUGUAUAAAAAGAAAAGAUCUGAAGAAAGAUAGAAUCAUAUAUAUUUUUAAAAAUCGAAAACAUUUCGUUGAAGAUGCUGUGAUGCUGGUGACAGCUUCGAGUUUUGUCCGAUGGAAGUUUUAAGUUUGCUGUUGGUGCUGAAGCGAAAACAAACAAAGAAGCUUAGAGGUGAUCCUUUGUGUUGUUGUUGUUGUCGUUCUGUCGUCUCUUCAAAUUAACUGAGUCAAGGAAUGAAUGAACGGUUUCGUUGAUCAAUCGGCUAGGUUGGCAUUCUAAGAAAAAAAGAAUAAUAAUAAUAAUAAAUAUGUCCAGCCAAACAAUGAACGAUUGUACCAUGUCUGACUACUACAGCAGUAACAACAAUUACGAUGCCAGUGACCCGAGUCCAGCUUAUAUGAUGCCACCACCGACACCACCGCCGCCUCCGUCACCACCUCCACCACCGAUCACAACAUCGACAACAUUAAAUUGUCGUACAUCAGCAACAACAUCGACAUCAACAACAGCAGCGACAACAACAAAUAGUAAUUCGAACACUAGCAACGUCUGUCGUGCCAUCGGACGGGGCAGAUGUUGUCGCGACAGUUGCAGCCAAAGAUGCCGCGGAUGGAAAAUCGAAGAACCUGGCGGACCGAAACUCUGGCGACAAAUGGUCAUCGGGUUUGUGAGUGCCGCCUGUGUUGGACUUAUCAUGUUCUCGUUAGGGAGUAUCUUUAUUUCUGAGGCAGUUCGGUCACGUAUAUCUAUCACCAUUAUGCUCUGUAUCAUGGGAAUGGUAUGCGGUGCCAUUAUACUGGUCGGUGUUGUGAUCCUAGGAAAAUUGUUUAUAUCUCGGGAUCUGAGGCGGCCUCCACAACCCACACAUGCCUGUUUUCAAACUUGUUCUGUGGUCUACACACACUCUCAAGACCAGAUUAGCCCGGUGUUUAUGGAUCCUCCUCCAGCCUACGACACAAUAGCCUACGAACCGCAUCCAAACAUCGGCCUAAUCGACCUAGGACGUUCCACCACGUCGGACACUAUUCUCACCACUGUGGACAUUCACCGUGACGGCAGGGCUGUUAUCUUGCAACCUCCCAAGUAUUCCGAUGUAGCCACCCCAUUGCCUUCCUAUGAAUCAGUCACGGCAGAGUGACAUCGCAGCCUUCAUACGCCUCUCUUUUCCUUUUCCUUUUCUUUUCUUUUCAUAAAUUAUUAUCAUUAUCAUUAUUACAUGAGGUAACGAGCUGUCAGAAUUGUUAGCACACAAGGCAGAAUGCUUUGUGGUAUACCUUUUGGCUUCGUGUUUCUGAGUUCAAAUUCUGCCGAGGUCAACUUUGCCUGUCAUCCUAUUGGGAGGGUCGAUAAAAUAAACACCAGUUGAGCACUGGUGUUUAUCUCAUCGAUUUACCUUCUCUCCCUAAAUUUGCUGGCCUUGUGCCAAAAAUUAGAAAGCAUUUUUUGUUUUUGUUUUUUUUUGUUUUUUUAACAUUGCCACAAUCAAUACUGACACGCACAGGUUUCAGUGAAGUAAAAAAAAAAAAAAAACAUACACAAAGGCAAAACAUUAACAAAACAAAAACAAACAUUUUUUUUAAAUUAAAAUUUUAUAAUUUAUUAUAAUUUAUUAGCAUCAGUAUCAAAUAACAACCACCGUCUCUUCGAAAUUGCUGGCCUUGUGCCAAGACAAUUUUGAUACCAUCAUCAUUAUCAUCAUCAUCCAAAUCAUCAUCAUCAUCAUCAAGAUGUUCCAUAACGGUUUCAUGCCAGAUUCUACUUAUUAUUUUCUAUUGUCCAUUCCGCAGGAGUAUUCUCGUCUAGACAAAACCAUAGGAGAAGCUGCCAUAUUAUUCACAGACUCACAACUAAUCUAGCAGGAAAUGUCUUUUAGAACACAAACUCUAUCCAUUUUGUUCCCUUUCUUUCUAUUUAUUUUGAUUGUUUUUUUUUUUUCCAAAGUACCGAUCACAUGUUGUAUGAUAGCAUAUGCAUUGUAAAUGUAUAUACAUUAUAUAUAUAUAUAUACACACACACAUACAUAUAUAUAUACAUAUAUAUAUGUGUGUGUGUGUGUAUAUAUAUAUAUAUAUAUACACUUAUAUUUAUACAUAUACACACACACACAUAUAUAUAUUUCUGGGUUGAGUCCCACUGUGUGGCACCUUGGACAAGUGUCUUCUAUUAUAGCCUCGAGCCAACCAAAGCCCUGUGAGUGGAUUUGGUGGACGGAAACUGAAAGAAGUCUGUCGUGUAUAUAUAUAUGUAUGUGUGUUUGUGUUUGUCCUCCCCACCAUCACCUGACAACCGAUGUUGGUGUGUUCACAUCCCCAUAACUUAACGGUUUGGCAAAAGAGACCGAUAGUAUAAGUAUUAAGCUUACAAAGAAUAAGUCCUGCAGUCGAUUUGUUCCACUAAAAGCGGUGCUCCAGCAUGGCUGCAGUCAAAUGACCGACACAAAUAAAAGAAUGUAUGUAUGUGCAAUGUCCUGAUCAUUGUGUCUUGUGAUGGUCAUAUUAGGAGUUUCACAUUAGGAGUAUUUGUGUCUGAAGUGGACAUGACCAGAGAAAAUGCCCAGCCAUUGAAGCUUGACAUUAUCAUUAAAAGACAAUGUCCUAAUGACUGACAUGUAAAACGAUGACACCCCCUGAGGACAUGUGUCUGAACAGUAAUAUUUAAAAUGGCCACCCUGAGAUCAUCCUUUGAGAAUGAGUCAGAGCACUGAUUCAUGAAGUGGCCCUCCCUGGAAAAUGCGUCUGAGCACUUGUGUUCGAAGUGGUCAUCCCAAGAGCAAUGACAUUUAAAAUGGCCUUCUCUAUAGAAUGUGUCUGGACACUAAUGUUUGAAGUGGCCGACCCUGAAGGAAUGGUGUUUGAAAUGGUCACCCUGACAUGCUGGACACCUUAUACAGAAGUUGAAAGGUGCUUUUUAUUUUCUCCCAUUUUCUCUGUCAGCAGUUUGAAUUAUAUUUUCACCUAGAGCAGUAGAGCAGGGGACAAAAUGCUUGAGUUCAAAUUCAACCAAGGUUAACUUAGCCUUUCAUACUUCUGGGAUUCAUAAAACAAAAUACCAGUAACGUACUGGGAUCAAUAUUAUUACCAUGCCCUCCUUAUCAAAUUUGUGGCCUUGUAUCUCUGCUGGAAAUCAAUGUUUUCACUUCUGAUGAGAACAGUGAAGAUAAUCAAUUCAAUAGAACAUCGAAGAACCUUGCCUAAGGAAAGAGUCCUGGCUGAUAAAGGACUCCUUUUCUUUGUCAUGACACGGCCACUGCCAUCAGUAUUUACUUAUUUCUGAAAUCUUGCCAAUAUGACCACCACAACUUUUCCUGUGCUUAUAUUAACAGUAUUACACGGGACUGGACAAAUUUGAGAAUGUAGUUAUAUAUUUCUUGCCUUGCUUCAGAAACACUUUUGAAAUUAAAACUCUUUGGGUAAAACAAAGACGUUAAACAAACAAAAAAAUCUGGAAAUAAUAUAUUUGUAAAUCUCAGAGAGAUUUAUGCAGUAGAAGCACAAUAAAGUGAUAGUAUGUUGUCAACUUAAUGUGACAGUCCCAUAAAAGGGAAGGAUGUUACUGUUUUUUAGGGCUAAAUAACAGUAGCAUUCUUCCCUUUCAUGGGACUGUCACAUUAAAAAAAAAUCUGGGUUUCAAAUUUAUUGGAUCUUCUUCAGCUUCACUGUAGGUAGAACAAGAAAUCUCUAUCAGUCAGACGUGUGUGUUUGUGUCUGUGUAAAUAUAUAUAUAUAUAUAUAUAUAUAUAUAUAUAUAUAUAUACUUUGUUUUGGGAUUUGGUUUGGAAGAUUCUUUAUGUGAGUUCGUGUGUUGAAGCAUGUUUUGUUGUAUCUGGGGAGAGUCAUUCUCUUUUAGAGCCUUAUAAUUUAACACACACACCGGUAAAGUUUCCACUCAUUUACUUAUUUAUUUUUCCUAAAAUUUUCAUUGUGUUUUGCAACCUUUCCAAAAUGACUAUUGAAAAGGUUGCAAGACACAAUGAAAAUUUGCAGAAAAAUAAAUAAGUAAAUGAGUGGAAACUGAACCGGUGUGUGUGUUAAAUUAUAAGGCUCUAAAAUAGAAUGACUCUGCCCAAACACAACAAAAUAUAUUAAACAAAAGUUAGCUAAGAGAAGUAACUCUGAGUGGCUUGUGGCAUGUAUUUGAACAACAAAGACAAAUAAGGGUAUACAUUAUAUUCCAUACAAGAUAUAUUUUUGAUUUUUGAUUUUUGAUUUUUGAAAUUAUCUCUGUCUCCAGAGAAGAUAGAAGAAAUGCUUGGAGAUACUUGGGGGCCCUACGUGAAAUGAAAAAGGGAGAUAAUAUCAGGAAUUAAGAAUUCUCCAAAAUUGACAUGUCAUUAAGAAAAAUGUUUGAUUGUCUAGAUAGCAGCUGUUGGCGCAUGUUUCUGCCUCUAUAGGUAUCAUCAGCACAGCGUAUGUAUGUAUGUAUGUGUAUCCUAAGAGACUUAGGAUCGAUAAAUUAAGUACCAGUUGAGUACUGGGGUCGAUGUGAUCAACUUUCCCCCUCCCCACAAAAUCCAAGCUGCGUGCCUAUGAUAGAAAGGGUUAUUUAUUUGUAAACCUUGUCUGCCGGGCAUGCUAUGUCUCUGAUCCAGCAUCGUUUGUUUUCUUUCUCAAUUAAGACUAUGUCUGGCUUCAAACACUACUGUCACCUUUACGUUUUUUAGUCAUCUGAAGUACCAGUUAUGAACUGGGGUUGGUCCUUGUUGGUCAAGUUAGAAACUGUCAUUGUCCUUGUCAUCAUUGUCAUUCGUUUUACUAUUUUCUACUCUAGGCGGGCAUUUCUUUCUUUCACCUCUUCCUCCACCUUUUUUGAUUGCAGCUGGAACCCACAUACAACAGACAAUCAUUUGAGAUCCCUUCCAUUCUGAGUGUGUGUAUAUGUGUAAGGCACAUAGUAUAGUGCAAGGGGUUAGGGGCACAGGACUGAAAACAUGUGAUUGUAUAAAUUAUUUGUAAUAAUAAUAAUAAUAAUAAUAAUAAUUAUAAUAAUUUCAUUUAUUUGCCAUCAGGGCAAAUGAUAAGGAGGACAGUACAAAGACAGACAUAAAGUGUGUGUGGGGGGGUAAUGAUAAUAAAACAUAUACGGAAGGGUGGUGAGGUGCUAAAUUAUUUUGUUAGGGCUCCUUAUGGUCUCAGUUCUAAUCCUACUAAUGCUGACUUUGCUUUAAAUGGAGGUGCCCCAGCAUGGCCACAUUCCAUUGGCUGGAAGUGGUGAAACAAUAUAUACAUGUCAUGACUGAUGAUGUGUUUGGCAAGAUGGAAAUCUGGUUAAUAAUCUUUUCCCUGUAUUAACACUAAUAUUGAUCUGUGUGUGUGUGUGUGGAUAUAAGUGCAGAUUGAAACGGGAGAGUUUAAGUAUUUUCAUUACAACAUCUUACGUGUAGUUAUGUAACCUUACAUGUGUUUCACUUGUGAAUCUUCCAUGCAUUAUGUAAUAAUUGUUAUGUAAAUGAAUGCGUAAUAGAAGUUGGAAUGCCAGAUCUUCAGAGGAAUGUAAUUCAAUUCUGUAUUAUAUAUCAACAUAAGUUGGUGAAGACAUGUGAGAUAAACUAAUGAAAGCAGCCAACAAUUAACUACUAACCAGUCUGAGAGCUAAUGAAGAAAGAGCUGUUGGCUGCAGCUUUAUUCCCAUGAUCCUUUGCUGCUUACGUUCAAAUAUGGACAUAACAUGCAGCUGUCAUCAGUUCUUUUAUAAAUGAGGCCAACAUGUGUUAGGAAUGUUACUGUGCCAAAUUAAACAUUAGGACAAAUACAGAAACAGGAAGAAUCUUUAAUUAAAAAGAAUUAAUCUUCAGCAUAACCAUAUCUUUAGUAGAUUUUACCAGCAGAUAAAAUUUCAUCAACACCAGCAGAACUUUGGCAUAAUUUUCACAUCACCAUGGUGACAGACACCCAAUCACUGAAUGUUUAACCAAAGCCUCAAUUUGAUGAGAAUUUUGUUUGGCUUUUGGUGAAUGGUUGUUGAUGAGGUGAAAAUUGCACCAACCGAAAUCAGGUGAUACGAGUCUGAUCUGCUGGUGCUGACGAAAUAUCAUCUGCUGAUAUAAUACUAUGAUAUUUAGUAAGUCUAUACAAGAUGCUUUCUCAGGAUGAAUAUUACAGUUUAUGGCAUCUGAAACAACACUUGAGUUAAUACCACGAAAAUCAACUUAAAAAUGACUUAACAGAUCCUACUAUCAGGUGGUGCUAUUAACUUAAACAUGGGACAAUUUUUGGCUGAAAGUGUCUAAGCAAAUUGUGUGUGUGUGUGUGUGUCAUGACAUUGCUUUGGCAUAGUGAUACUAAUAACCAGUUGUUAGAGCUUAAACUACUAACACUAAAGCAUGAGGAGAAUACAGAAUAUAAUGUUAAUUAAUCAAUGACAACAGAACAGGAGUUACUUAAUCAAUUUCAUUAGCUUUAAUUGCAUAUUUCCUGUUUUUUUUCUUUUACAUUAAUUGAUACACACACACACUUAUAUAUAUAUAUACAAAGAAUGAGAUAAAGAGACCAAUGGCAUAAAUAAAUUUAUAUUUUAUGUAGAAUGUCUUUCAAGGAAAAUUCGAUGUAUCCUUUCAUUGGAGAUGGUAGACAUUGAAUUUUCCCUGAAACAGCUGUAAGACAUUCUACAUAAAAUAUAAAUUUAUUUAUGCCAUUGGUCUCUUUAUCUCAUUCUUUUUAUAUAUACACACACUAAUACACAACCCAUGUUAAAUUCCCCAUUCAUGUUACAACCACCUUUGGGGCAAAACUUGUCGGUAUACAGCACUUACUCAGUAUUACCUGUAACAUUUGGGUCUGGUUGACUCCAUUACCCUUCAUAACUUAUUUAUUCAUCAGGUGUCUUGGGGAAAUUUCAAACCUGGGUUCUCAUUCCUAAGGUAUUUUUCAAUGUUAUUAUUAUUAGUAUUAUUAUUAUUAUUCAGGUCACUGCUUGGAAUCAAACUCGGAAUCUUGGGGUUAGUAGCCCGCACUCCACCAUAUGCCUGUGGGCUAGUUUUUGAUGGAGUUUCUCUAUAUGUCUCCAUUGAAGUCUAAUGUCAGCUCCGUACCGAUUAGAUAAUAGACUUCUAUAUUUUAAGAGAUGAGGAAUUAUGUACAUUAUUUACAUUUGACGGAUAUUUGUCCUCAUCUUGUUUGUUAUUAACACAACAUUUCAGCUGAUACACCCUCCAGCCUUCAUCAGGUGUCUUGGGGAAAUUUCAAACCUGGGUUCUCGUUCCUAAGGUAUUUUUCGAUGUUAUUAUUAUCAUUAUUCAGGUCACUGCCUGGAAUCGAACUCAAAAUCUUGGGGUUAGUAGCCCGCGCUCUUAACCACUACACUACAUAUAUCCAUCAAAUGUAAAUAAUAUAAAUAAUGUACGUAAUUCCUCAUCUCUUAAAUAUAGAACUGUAUGUAAUUUUUAGUUAUUCAAAAUAUUUGGAAGCUUGUCACAUUACGUAUAUUAGCCUCUAAUUAACUAUAUCUUAUUUGUAGUUGAUUGUCCAAUCUCUUGAUAAUAGUUGUUAGUUCAAUAUCUUGUUCUAUUAACCAUUUUAUUACUUCAAUGUCUAAAUUCUUCAGUUAAAUGCGAUACAUUCAGAUAAAUGUAGUUUUUCUGUAUAUAUAUAUAUAUAUAUAUAUAUAUAUAUAUAUAUUAUAUAAAAUAUAGGACGGUGAUGAUAAAGUAUAAGCAUUGUUAUAUUAAAAUAAACUAUUCUUAUAAAAUAAUAUUCUUGUAAUAAAAUAUGGUAUUGUUAUAUAGAAUCUAUAUGAAACAAUAUUCUUAUAAUAAAAUAUAUCAUUGUUAUAAUAAAAUGCAUUAUUGCUGAUGAAACAGUAUUGUUAUGGUAAAUAUAUAUAGCAGUGUUAUAACUACACAAAACAAUAUUCUUAUAAUAUAUAUAUAUAUAAUAUUAGUUAUGAUGAAAUAUAUAGAACAAUGUUAUGGAACAGUUUGAUGAAAUUGUCUGUGCAUUACAAUGAAUUUGAAAAUCAAUAUUAAUGUCUAAGAAAUUGAAUGGUUAACCUAUCAAAAAUGUAAGAAUAAGCCAACAGGUAUUCUAUAUGUGUGAAAACAGAAUCAAAGCUGGAAAAUUAUCAAUUUACCUCUCUCCGUCCUUCAAAUUCAUUGGCAAGAGACAGAAUCUCAUAUUAUAUGUUUGUGUAAGAUGUGGAAUGACUGAAAGCCACUACACCAAAUUACAAUAUAUAGAAAUAAGCCCAGCAUGCUUGCCCUGUAAGAGAUAGCAAUGAAACCUCACCUUAACACCUACUGGUAUGAUAUAAGAGGCAUUAGACAACAUAGAGUGGAGUACAUUAUGCUGAGGCAGGAUUAACAAAGCUGGAACACUUUUGAUCAUAGUUCUGCCUGGUGAGGAAAAGCCUGGGGCUAAACAAUAACACACCUAGCAUUAGGUGAUUGGUUACAUUAUCAAUUAGUGACUCGCAAGUCAAAUAUCAAUCAAUGACCUUUGGUUAUAAUUAAUUUAUGUAUUAUUUAUUUACUUGGAGAAAUUUUUCCAAUACAAGACAUGAAUUCCCACCAAAAUAUCCUCCAUUGUAGUAAAGAACUUUACUUUUAAAAGACUUUACAUUUUAUGAAUGACUUCUAUGUUUAUACUGUUGCUAUGGAAGCAGUUGUCAUGUGACCACUGCUACCGUUUCCAUUGUAUCCAAUGUCAUGACAUAGAAAUAAGCCCCUUAUCUCUCCCUUUCUCAGUUUUUCUAUCUAGCAACACACACACACACACACACACAUGCAUACAUAUAUAUAUGCGUACAUGUGGGAUUUCUUGAACCACUGCUUUUAAUUUCUGGGUAAGAUGUGUCAUUUUAAGCAAGACAUUCCAUUAUUUCAUUUCAAGUCUUCAUAAUUUGAUGAAUUUAACAUUCCGUCAUAAAUUGUGUGAAUUUGUGUGUGUGCAUAUAUAUAUGUAUAUAUAUAUAGAUAUGUAUAUAUAUAGAUAUGUAUAUACUUCGGCACUCCGUUGGUUACGAUGAUGAGAGUUCCAUUUGAUCCAAUCAACGGAACAACCUGCUCGUGAAAUUAACAUGCAAGUGGCUGAGCACUCCACAAACACGUGUACCCUUAACGUAUUGAGCAUGACAAGGCGGGCCCCUUUGAAAUACAGGUACAACAGAAACAGGAAGAAAGGGUGAGAGAAAGUUGUGGUGAAAGAGUACAGCAGGGUUUGCCACUCACCCUCCCUGCCGGAGCCUCGUGGAGCUUUAGGUGUUUUUGCUCAAUAAACACUCAACGCCCGGUCUGGGAAUUGAAACCACGAGUCCGCUGCCCUAGCCACUGGGCCAUUGCGCCUCCACUAUCAUCAUCAUCAUCAUCAUCGUUUAACGUCCGCUUUCCAUGCUAGCAUGGGUUGGACGAUUUGACUGAGGACUGGUGAAACCGGAUGGCAACACCAGGCUCCAGUCUGAUUUGGCAGAGUUUCUACAGCUGGAUGCCCUUCCUAACGCCAACCACAUAUAUAUAUAUUUAUACAUCGUAUGUAUAUAUGUAUGUGUAUAUAUACAUACACAUAUAGCAUUCUUCUAUAACUAACUUAUUCACUCAAUGUCUGAUAUACACAUGUAUGUAUGUAUACAUAUCUAUAUAUAUGUAUAAUUAUAUAUAUAUAUAAUGUUUUAUUUAUUCAUGAUUUUCAUUACCUCAUCUACUUGCUGUUCAUUCACAUGCUUCAUUCAUAACAAACAGAAAGUCCAUUCAGGUGUGGUGGUCAUAUAUGUUCCUUCUUCAAAUGGCUGCAACCAAGACCCUUUACACAAUACCGCACCAGCAAUUCAGGUGACACAUGGACUUGUCUAAACAAGGAUUGCUUCUUACUUGAACCCAUCGUCCCUUGCACACACCUGCUCUCUCAACCACAUCCCAUCACUCCUUUCAGACUCACCACUGCAAACUGACAAAAAUCACACUUUUUACUUUACACUGUGCCAUCCUGCAACCCCCCGCUUACAGCAGUAAACUCUACCUUCACAAGGCUGCUUUUGACAGCUUGUUGGACUAUAACCAGUAAGAGUAACCUCCCUUGGUUAUGAAACCUAGCACUGUACCAGGUGGAUUUUAAACUGACCACCGACUUAUUUGCUUUGUUAAUCCAACAGCAUUUUUAGCCAGUUGUCAAGCCACAAUUACUUCUCGGUCAUUUGAAUAUUUCUACGUUUUUCAUUCUUUUUUAUUUGUGUGUGUGUGUGUGUGUGUGUGUUUUAUUAACCCAUUCAUUGUGCAGUGUUUUUUUGCCUUUCAUUUGUGUAUUUCUUUUGUUUAUGUAUGCGUGUGUCUAUCUAUCCAUCUGUCUAUAUAUAUAUAAUUAUAUUUGUGUAUAUAUAUAUAUAUUGCUCCCAGACCUGUUUUCUUUUGUACCUUGUUUAAUGCCAAAGAUUACUUAAUUUCCACAAAUACCUCUUGGAUCCUUCAAUAACUUGUCUAUAUUGAAUCUCUGGUUAUCAGUUAAAUGUGUAUGUAUAAAUGUUCAUGUGUGUGUUCAUACAUAUAUAUAUUUAUAUAUAUAUAUAUAGAAAUGUAUGUGUAUUUUUCAGUGUUUACAAAUAACACGGAAAAAAAUAAAUAAAUAGUUACCGGGGUAGCCAAAAUUCACACAAGUACCAAGGAUGUAAUAGCCUACUUAUAAAGGUAGAAAUUCCAGGUUUUGGUGAAAUUUUUUUGUAUUACAUAGAUAAAUAAAUAGAGUUAAACACAAGUAUUAUUCAAAGAUUUCAAUAACACCUGCAUUUAACUCAAUUUAUAUAUCAUCAUCAUCAUCAUCAUCGUUUAACGUCCGCUUUCCAUGCUAGCAUGGGUUGGACGAUUUGACUGAGGACUGGUGAAACCGGAUGGCAACACCAGGCUCCAAUCUAACUUUGGCAGAGUUUCUACAGCUGGAUGCCCUUCCUAACGCCAACCACUCAGAGAGUGUAGUAGGUGCUUUUACGUGUCACCUGCACGAAGGCCAGUCAGGCGAUACUGGCAACGGCCAUGCUGUGUUGUUGGUAAGACUAAUUUUUUAAGCUAUUAACUUCAUCUUUAUAGACAAAACAUUUAAAAAAAAACUAUUUAUAUCAAUCUAGACUUAUUUUGAUAAGUUUGAUCACCAUUCAACAUUGAGUGUCUAUGGAUAAGAGCAUUGUUAUCUUUAGUUUAGAAAUAAAGUUUCUAGUUCAAAUCCAGUCUGGUACUUUGUACAUAUCCAGGAAUAAGACACUUGAUGACAAUCAGCAGUCAAAGCAGUGUAAACAUGAUAUAAAUGUAAAUAUUAAAAAUAAAGAAGAAGAAAAAAAUCUUCACCACUAAGAAUAAGGUUAAGAGUUAAAAAAUUUAUUAUCUUAUUUUAAGAAUCUAUGUUUAUUCAUUUAUAUACUAAUUACAUCAUAAUUAUCUGUUGCAGUUUUCCUUGAUUUUGAUUUUGUUUUGAGCUUGGGGGGUGGGGCAUUUUUUCAUUUUAUUUUUCAUUUUUUUUCUAGAUGCCAUUCUUGAAUAAUUUCACAUAAAAACAACAGCAAAAUUGUUUUAAAAAUUCAUUGACAAUAUAGCAAAAAAAAGAGAAAAAAAACAA
Messenger RNA from Octopus bimaculoides (California two-spot octopus), 12933 nucleotides. RefSeq lists its product as uncharacterized. The record is from RefSeq and is a predicted model, not a curated record. NCBI's taxonomy places the organism in Eukaryota, Metazoa, Mollusca, Cephalopoda, Octopoda, Octopodidae.